This is a messenger RNA of Paecilomyces variotii, 1281 nucleotides long. RefSeq lists its product as hypothetical. Lineage: Eukaryota; Fungi; Ascomycota; Eurotiomycetes; Eurotiales; Thermoascaceae. Gene Ontology annotation, cellular component: plasma membrane. The transcript is spliced from 3 exons. The record is from RefSeq and is a predicted model, not a curated record. The coding region runs from base 135 to 1184 and encodes 349 amino acids.
CCGCACGUCUUACUCCAAUACGAGGAAGAAGGAAACAGCCGUCUUUACCGACGCGACUACCAUUUAUAAGGGCUGUCGAGCUCUCGAUCGCGUGAAGCAUAUCGCAUCUUCUAUCGUACUACUGCACUUCCAUCAUGUCUGCCCCUACAGAUGCGACGAGCAGCAACGGAAAGGCUGCAGUGGCAGAAUCCAACCAUGUCGGCUUUCGACCCAACAAUGUCGUGAAGGUGCAGCCUGCGCGACUCGAUGAUCUGCAGCCGAGGUAUGCGCAGAGGAUUCAGCAUUCGGAGGAGAACCCAGAGGCACAUGGCUGGUACGCAGGGAUGAUUCAUGGUCUGGGUAGUCUUAUCGGCUUCUGCGGUGCCAUUCCAUGCUGUUUCUGCUGCCCGAACCCCUUCAAGGACGUUAAGCAGGGUGAAGUUGGUCUGGUGUCGAAAUUUGGACGCUUCGAGCGCGCAGUUGAUCCGGGUCUGGUCAAUAUCAACCCACUCAGUGAGAAGCUCACCACGGUCGAUGUCAAGAUUCAAAUCGUCGAGGUUCCUCGUCAGGUCUGCAUGACCAAGGACAAUGUCACCCUCAACCUGACCUCCGUUAUUUACUACCACAUCACCUCUCCGCAUAAGGCGGCUUUCGGUAUUACCAACGUACGCCAGGCGCUUGUGGAGCGCACCCAGACGACCUUGCGCCAUGUUGUGGGCGCUCGUGUCUUGCAGGACGUGAUCGAGCGUCGAGAGGAGAUUGCGCAGUCAAUUGGCGAGAUCAUCGAAGACGUCGCUAGCGGCUGGGGUGUCCAGGUGGAAUCGAUGCUCAUCAAGGACAUCAUCUUCAGUGAUGACCUCCAGGACUCGCUGUCCAUGGCUGCGCAGUCGAAGCGUAUCGGAGAGAGCAAGGUCAUCGCCGCCAGGGCGGAAGUCGAGUCCGCAAAGCUGAUGCGCCAGGCGGCUGAUAUCCUGUCCUCUGCCCCGGCCAUGCAGAUCCGCUAUCUCGAGGCUAUGCAGUCCAUGGCCAAGACCGCCAACAGCAAGGUCAUCUUCCUUCCGGCUCCCAACCAGACCAUCCAGCAACAGCUCGAGCAAGCCGACAACGCUGGCGAAGGACCCAGCCGGUAUGGCAGUGGACAAGCCUCUAGCAAUGACGACGGCUUCCAGCGCGCGAUCAAUGCACGCAUCGUCGAGAACAUCUAAACUGUCCUAUCACACUCGUGGGAUAGUUGACAGCCGGCUCUUGUCUGCUUGUAUCGCAAUCAACCCUCUAUUAUUGACUUUGAUACCAAAAAAAUUU